This is a messenger RNA of Theobroma umbraticum, 1926 nucleotides long. It is a transcript of the gene IQD12, whose product is annotated as IQ-domain 12. Lineage: Eukaryota; Viridiplantae; Streptophyta; Magnoliopsida; Malvales; Malvaceae. Gene Ontology annotation, molecular function: protein binding. The record is from RefSeq and is a predicted model, not a curated record.
GAGGAGGUCGUAGUGCCUGCAUUUGCCACAUCAUUGGAAAUGAGUUGAUGUGGUAAUGCAAAAACUUCAUUCUUUCUUUUCUGUUUCAAGUCCACUCUUUUUUGCUUUUCCAUCAGCAUGUGAUUAUUCUUGUUGAAAAACAAGGCAACGUUUAUAUAUAUUCAGGGCUGCAAAUUCAAUAGAGAAAGUAAGAGGACUGACCCACUUUGAUUAUCAUCAUCAAUAUAUAUGGUGAUGGUUGUCUGUGGGUUUGUUUGAGGUGUUUCAAUAUUAUGAAACAAGGAAUUCAGUAGGUGUGACUUCAUGUAUAAAAGAUGCUCUGCAAUGAAUUUGAUUAAAAUGCUUCCAUGAAUUCAAUGGGAAAGAAAAGGAGCUGGUUUGGUUGGGUGAAGAAGACAUUCACUUCUGAUGCAAAAACAAAAACAGAAAAGAAAUCAAGGAGAUGGAGAUGGAUUUUUGGAAGGCUGAAGCUUAAGCAAUAUCACCCUGCACUUCCAGCACCACAGAAAUCAUUUUGUCAAGCAACAGAGGAACAAAGAAAGCAUGCUCUGAAUGUUGCCAUUGCGACAGCUGCUGCAGCUGAGGCUGCAGUUGCUGCUGCCCAAGCGGCAGCUGAGGUUGUCCGUCUUGCAGGUGCCUCCAAGCCUUUCCAUCAUUUCACAACAAGGGAUAGAAACUUGGCUGCUAUUAAGAUUCAGAGUGCUUUCCGGGCAUAUCUGGCAAGGAAAGCACUGCAGGCACUAAAGGGACUGGUGAAACUCCAAGCCCUUGUUCGUGGCCAAGCUGUGAGACGUCAAGCAAUGAAAAAUAUGAAGAGCUUGCAAUCUGGUGCAAAAAUGUACCCAGAGGUCAAGGAGAAGAGUGCUUCUACGACAAAAGUAAUUUGUCAAGACAUCAGGAGAAAACAGAACCUCAUACACAAAGAUGAAGUGCGAGAGAAGGAAGUUAAACAUGAAUGCAAUAGUCAAAAGAGUUGGAAUGACAGUGUGCUUGCUAAAGAAGACUUUGAAGCCAUAUGGUUAAGAAGGCAGGAGGCAAUAGCCAAAAGAGAGCGCAUGAAGAAAUACUCAUACUCUCAUCGGGAGAGGGCAAAUACUCAUAUGAUAGAAGAAUCAAUGCUCUGCAAAGAACUUGGAAGCAGCAGCUUCAUGGAACCAGGAGCAAAUGCUGAGGCAAAUAAAAGGGAAAGAGUGAUGAUUUUAAAACCAAAUGUACCUUCAAAUCUGAGUACCUGGGAACCACAUGGUCCACCUCAUGUUAGAUUUGAAAAUAUGAGAAAGCAAGAUACGCUGGAAGGAUUCAAUUCAUCCCUUCUGUUUCCAAGAAGAUCAUUUUGUCGGGUUCCGCAGAGUGCAUCUGGAGAUGCAAAUUCUCCAGCUUUUCCUACUUAUAUGGUUGCAACAGAAUCUGCAAAAGCGAAGGCGAGGUCAAUGAGCGCGCCAAGGCAACGGCAUCAAUGAGAAGAGCAGUCUUCCUAGGUAUCGACUUGACUGAGUUGUCAAAGCUUUCUGAGGCUAACUUUUUAGCUCUGAGACAUGCAAGAGCUAGAACAGCUUCAUGUUACAGGCAAGACCUUAUACCGUUGUGAAGCUAUUCUUGUCAGAUUGGCAUGUAGUAGUUUGGUGAAUCCACAAAAUCUCAUUUCUGGCAAAGUUCAUUUCAGUGUUUAAUGAGGUAUAUAGAUACUCGUUUGUUUGUUUGUUACUUAUUUUCUUUUCUUUUUUACGUUUUCUCUUUUAAUGGGAAAAAGGGUUGUUAUGGGAAGAGUUUUGUGUCAAACAAUGUGCAAUGAAAGAUUUGGCUUUGAAAGAAGUUUCUUAUGCAGUUAGUUGUAAAAUUCCCCUUGAGUGCAGUAGGUGUUAAAACACCGAACUGGAAAAUGUAAAAAUUAGCUUGAAGGCGUGUAUCAAUGUUAUCAUUCUUAAA